This is a messenger RNA of Geodia barretti, 1056 nucleotides long. Lineage: Eukaryota; Metazoa; Porifera; Demospongiae; Tetractinellida; Geodiidae. The record is from the annotation of a GenBank genome assembly.
AUGACCACCGGGCAAGACACCUUGAUCGAGUCGGCGAUGAACGACAUUGAGAAGCGAUUUGGGCGCGGGGCGAUCAUGCGUCUCGGCGACAGAGACACUUUUAGUCCCGCGACGCCCAUACCGACGGGGUCGCUGGCACUGGACCUUGCACUUGGAAUAGGCGGCGUGCCAAGAGGCCGAGUCACUGAGAUAUUCGGCGCGGAGUCGACCGGAAAGACGACUCUCGCGUACCACAUCAUGGCUGAAGCCCAGAAAAGCGGAGGCACGGCCGCCUACAUCGACGUGGAGCACGCACUCGACCCCGAGUUCGCGCGGACCUGCGGCGUCGAUAUCGAUAACCUGCUCGUAUCCCAGCCGGACUAUGCCGAACAGGCACUGGAGAUUUGUGAAUACCUCGUCCGCAGCGGAGCGGUGGCCGUCGUGGUCAUCGACAGCGUCGCGGCUCUCGUCCCCAAAGCCGAGCUCGAAGGCGAGAUGGGCGAUCAGCACCUCGGCCUACAGGCCCGCAUCAUGUCACAGGGCCUCCGAAAGCUAACGGCUGCGAUCAGCCGCCACGACACCGGGGUCAUCUUCAUCAACCAGCUCCGAGAGAAAAUAGGUGUCCUCUGGGGCAAUCCGGAGACCACGCCGGGCGGACGGGCGCUUAAGUUCUACAGCUCGGUUAGGAUCGACCUCCGCAGGGGCGAGUCGGUCAAGAACGGAAGCGAGAUCAUCGGCACGCACGUGAAGGCGCGUGUCGUGAAGAACAAGGUCGCCCCACCCUUCCGUACCGCCGAAUACGACAUCAUGUUCGGCGAAGGCAUCAGCCAGGAGGCCGACCUCUUGGCGCUAGGUGUGGAAAUGGGGCAUGUGCAAAAGAGCGGCUCGUACUACUUCUUCGAAGAUACUCGAUUGGGACAGGGCCGUGAGAACGCGAAGCAGUUCUUGAAGGAAAACGACGGCAUCGCCGCCAAGAUCGAGGAUGAUACGCGGCAAGACCGAAGUAGAGCACACGCCGGAAGCCGCUCCGGGCAGCGAGAAUGGCGUCGCCGCAGGCGCCACGUCCUAAAGUCGUGA